CACCAAUGACCUCCAUGAAAACAGGGUCCCAGACAAGCCAGUUGGUCUGAAGGCCGUGGCGCUGACUGACCACAUCAGGGUGUGCUGGCAGCCCCCCGCACAGCACAAUGUGCUGCUGUGCGGCUACACCAUUGCCUGGGACCAAGGCGUGGCGGACAUCUACUCCAAGAUCGUGGACAGCAAGCAGCACGGUUACAUCAUUGAUAAGCUGGAACCCAACAUGGAGUUUGUGAUAAGCCUGCGAGCCUUCAACAACGUGGGUGACGGGCAACCGGUGUACCAGCAAGUCCGCACCCAGCCAGAGGAGGAGGAGGUGGUGGCACCCACGCUGGACCCGGCGGUGGGGGUGAAGGCCGUGGUGCUGACGCCCUUCACCGUGGUGCUGCAGUGGGCAGACACCAUGCUGAGCCAGAACCAGUACAACAGCUGCACCACCUUCUCGUCCUCAUCCUCCAGCCGCUACGUCAACGCCACGGAUGUGACCUGCCUCAUUGACAGCCUCAAGCCAUCAACAGUGUGUUUGGCGUGAGUCCCCCUAUAGCCUGGUGGCCUCCAACACCCUGCUGGUGGCCUGACCGUCCUGGCCCUCCCUGGCCAGCCGUCCACCACCACCUUCACCCGGCAGCCGCUGCAGCGGAACAAUGGGAGGAUCACAGGCUACGUGAUAUUCCUCACCACGGACCAAACUGUCGGUGACUGGGUGAUGGGGGAAGUGACGGGGGACUGGCUCACCCUCACCGUCCAUGGACUGACGCCUUCAAGGAAGUAUUUGCACAAGAUGCACUCUCACAAUGUCAAAGGUUUUGGUCCAUUCUCCUCCGUGGAAAGCUUCACGACUUCCAGUGUUGGCGGCAGCUGCAGUGAGAGCAACAAGCCUGGCGUCCAGCCUCCAGACCUGUGGAUCCAUCACGGCCACUUGGAGCUGAAGAACUUUGACAAGGGUGAGCGCAGCAACUCCCCCAACCACGCCUCCAUCAUCCAGCACACAGGAGUCGCGUCACAUCACAAUGGAACCAAAAAAGGACGAGAAGGGACAAGACAAGAAGAAAAGGUCUUCUGC
Eriocheir sinensis (Chinese mitten crab) is the source of this 1060-nucleotide messenger RNA. Its product is annotated as neogenin-like. Lineage: Eukaryota; Metazoa; Arthropoda; Malacostraca; Decapoda; Varunidae. The transcript is spliced from 8 exons. The record is from RefSeq and is a predicted model, not a curated record. The coding region runs from base 221 to 529 and encodes 102 amino acids.